Messenger RNA from Darwinula stevensoni, 348 nucleotides. NCBI's taxonomy places the organism in Eukaryota, Metazoa, Arthropoda, Ostracoda, Podocopida, Darwinulidae. The record is from the annotation of a GenBank genome assembly.
UUGUUUGAGUUAUUGCCAGAAGUUGGCGAUAUUGAUAAACCCAAACUGGUAUUUUUCUUUGAUGAGGCGCAUUUGCUGUUUACCGAUGCCCCUCAGGUACUGAUGGAGCGCAUCGAACUCGUAGUACGCUUGGUGCGCAGCAAAGGCGUAGGGGUAUAUUUUGUGACGCAAAACCCUCUGGAUGUGCCAGAUAGCGUAUUGGCACAGCUGGGCAACCGUGUGCAGCACGCCCUGCGCGCUUAUACGCCUCGCGACCAAAAAGCUGUGAAAACCGCCGCCAGCACCAUGCGCCCCAAUCCAGGCUUGGAUAUAGAAGCUGCCAUCACCGAGCUGGCAGUGGGCGAAGCG